This is a messenger RNA of Orbilia oligospora ATCC 24927, 1497 nucleotides long. RefSeq lists its product as uncharacterized. Bases 1 to 1497 code for a protein of 498 amino acids. Lineage: Eukaryota; Fungi; Ascomycota; Orbiliomycetes; Orbiliales; Orbiliaceae. The record is from RefSeq and is a predicted model, not a curated record. Gene Ontology annotation, molecular function: NADH dehydrogenase activity. The transcript is spliced from 6 exons.
AUGAGGGGAAUAACGACCACCAACGCCGUCAGAACAAUCCGAUCGCGAUCGCUUCAUCAUGCGAGGAUCCCGCGACCGCUUCUCGCCCACGAUCCAACCAAGGAGCGAGUUGUCAUUUUAGGAUCGGGAUGGGCAGGGUUUACAAUUUCACGGCAUCUGGACAAGAAGAAAUUCCAAACAGUUGUUGUUUCCCCCCGAUCUUAUUUCGUAUUUACACCCUUACUGGCGUCUACUGCUGUCGGAACUUUGGAAUUUCGAAAUACGCUCGAACCAGUCAGGGGGCGCAAUGCCGGGGUCGAAUACAUACAAGGGUGGGCUGACGAUGUCAGCUUCGAUCGCAAAACCCUGACGAUAGAGGCGCUGACCAGCCAGCCGGGAAGUGGGUCCCACGCGGACAAAGCUGGCGCUUCUGGUCAGGGUGAGUUGUUCGAUAUCAAAUACGAUAAAUUGAUCGUGGCUGUCGGCUGUUAUAGCCAGACGUUUGGUACUAAAGGCGUCAGAGAAAAUGCUCUCUUCCUGAAAGAUGUCGGCGAUGCAAGAAGAAUUAGGAGCUUUGAAACGGCUUCGUUGCCCACAACUUCGGAAGAGCUAAGAAAGAAUAUUCUCAAUUUCGCGAUCGUUGGUGGUGGGCCCACUGGAGUCGAAUUCGCUGCGGAGCUAUUUGACCUAUGCCAUGAAGAUCUUAGUCGACUGUAUCCAACUUUGAUACCGUAUGUCAAGAUUUCAAUUUACGAUGUCGCCCCAAAAAUUCUCCCAAUGUUCGACGCGAAGCUCGCAACAUACGCAUUGAAUCUUUUCAAAAGAGAUGGCAUCAAAAUUAAGACGGAGCACCACAUCCAAGAGUUACGACCGGGCCUACCUGGCCCCCCGGGCGAAAAUUUAAAUACUGCUGGAUGUUUUACCCUUACGACUCAUCAAGAAGGCGAUAUUGGAGUGGGAAUGUGUGUCUGGUCCACUGGCUUGAUGAUGAACCCUUUCGUUCAGAAGGCCUUGGACUCCGUCCACAUAUAUCCGGAAUCCUCAGCGAUACCCAAUCUGCCUGAAAAUGCGCCAGAUCUUCCGUCAUCUCUCAAAUGGUCUCUCAAGCGCCACUCUAAAACAGGUGGUUUAAUGGUCGAUGAUCGCUUUCGAGUACAGCUCGUCGAGUCGAACUCAGCAACCGAAGCCACGGUAGUGGAUGUCUUUGCUGUCGGAGACGUAUCCGUCAUGGAAAAUUCACCUCUUCCUGCAACUGCUCAAGUCGCCAAUCAAGAAGCUCGGUGGCUUGCAGAACACUUAAAUACUGGAGAUAUUAACUCCCACCGUUUCUCUUUCCGGAACCUCGGAGUCAUGACAUACUUGGGCGGUAUGAGAGCAAUAAUGCAAACAGGUGAACGUGAGAUUAAAGGGCGGACAGCAUGGCUCAUCUGGAGAGGAGCUUAUCUCACGAAAACUUCGAGUUGCCGACCGGAGGGUCGUUCAGACUCCUAUGGUGUGAAUGGAAGUUCGAGGAAGUGA